This is a messenger RNA of Gekko japonicus, 2103 nucleotides long. RefSeq names its product chromosome unknown open reading frame, human C17orf80 (gene MTNAP1). Lineage: Eukaryota; Metazoa; Chordata; Lepidosauria; Squamata; Gekkonidae. Bases 218 to 1882 code for a protein of 554 amino acids. The record is from RefSeq and is a predicted model, not a curated record. The transcript is spliced from 5 exons.
GGCUGUGCAGGGUCCGUUUGGAAGUAAAUUUGAUCGAAUUAAAAAAAGCGGAGGAUACCGAGGUCAUGUGAUAAAGGACCGGGGUCAUGUGCAGCAAUUUCCAAGAAUUUUAUUAUCUUAAUCCGCUUUCGGUUUCAGUUGUUGUGGGGCUAAAACAGACUAAAUGCAACCUUAUAGCGACAGCUGAGGAGUGUGAUGCCCGUAAUGAAAAAUAUUGAUGCAAGUUGCUGGCGAUUCCUGGAAUUGCAGAAUUAGAGUUUUAGCUCCUGAUCGAGACAGAAGAAUGAAAAGCAUCCCGGCAGCAGUGGAAAUCUGUCCCUACUGUAAAAAACCGUUUAAGCGUCUCAAGUCCCACUUGCCCCAUUGUAAGAUGGCAGGAGAUGCAUCGUUUGCUGUGCACUCUACUGAAAUUUCUGCUCCUGUCCCAGUGACUGGUAGUUCUGUCUCACCAGAAUGUCUGGAUACUAAGAAGAAAGGGCAGAACAAAAGUACUGAAAUGGCCUCCAAAAAAGAAAAUAAGAAAAGCAAACCUAAGCUGAUAGGGAAUGAAAGAAAAGUAAAAUUGGAUUCUGUAGAACCAAUAGUUGUGGCACCUGUUGGCAAUCUGCUUGCAGCAAGACCAGAUGAAGAUAUACAACAGCAAAUUAAACAUUCCACCAAAAAGUCGCAGAAAAGAGAAAAUGGCACACCAAGAGCCCCAGGAGAAGACCUAGCACAUACACAGGCAGCUGAGAAAGAACUUUCAAAAACAAUGCUUUUGAAAAAGUCUCCCAGAGUACAGAAAAGUAGAAGCAGAAUUACCUUUGAUGAAGAUAAAUUUGCAUCUGCUGUCAUUCAAGAACCAUUGAUUCACAGUGGUAAAGCCACUUCUAGAUCUCCUGGCCAGUUAAUUAAAAAACCAUCUGCAAAACAGAGACAAGCUAAGGAUUCUUCUGUUCAACAUAUCCCAUUAAAUGAAGCUGCCAUUGUCAACCAGAAGAUGAGACACCAGCCUGUGGAAUCAUUGCCAGCCAGUGCUGAUAUCUCAUUGGCCACUGAGAAGCAAAUUAUCACAGGAACAGAGGACAGAGUUUUAAGUCUUGAGUUUGAAGGGAACACCUGGACUGGAAAGACAGAAAAUGCUGUGACUACAGUUAAAGCUUCUGAUGAGUGUUUUCUGAACACCUACAGAACGGUUGCCAAUGUUCCUGUUCAGCUGGCUGCAGGAGUAAAAAGUAUGAUGGACAAAAAUCAGUUAUCAGUUGUUUCUCAUGAAGAGUCUCUGGUUUAUCACAGUCCUAAAACAAAUCCCUACCCCACAAUACUUCAAAGAAGAAGCAAUGAUGAAAUACGUAACUGUGACCUAACUUGUUUAGAAAAUGACAUUGCUUUAGAUUCUGGGAUCAUUGUGAUAACCAGAGGCAACAGCUCAGGGACAUCUUUGAAACCGCCCUCAGUUCAUAUGUUAGAAAUGACUGCUGCAGAAAGGUUAUCAUCGCCCAAGAGAGGCUUACAGCCAGGUUCUUUGGGACUGGAGUGGUUUCCAGAACUGUAUCUUAAUUAUCAGAACUUAUUUUCAGGGAAGCAGAAACAACAGGACACCAGAAUCCCAACAACCCAGGUCAUUCUCCCAUAUGAAGACCGGCAAGUUCCGCUGGCAGAAAGGUGCCUGAUGGAUGUAAAGCUCCAAGAUUUGCCUGCUUGGCUGGCUACGCGCAACCCGUCUCCAGGGGGGAUGCUAAGAGCGACAUGCAGAGCCUGGAAUGGAUAUUACAACCGAUACAUCAAUGUGAAAAAGGGUGGAGUGGCUGGGAUCUCGAUGCUCCUGCUUGGCUACUGUGUCCUCAGCUAUACCUGGAGCUACGAACACAUUAAACAGAAUCGCUGGCGCAAAUACCAUUGAUGAGGGCAAAAGAAUGUGAGACGGAAGGCAUGGUGCAUUCAGACUGACCGUGCAUGUUGCUGGGGGUUGUUCCAGCUGCAACAAGGGAUGCUGAAGAAUGCUGCGGGGCGGCUUUCUUAUUAAGACAUACACAUUCACUAUUUAUAUUUAGUAACUACUUCAGCACCCUUGGACACUGUAGAAAAGUAGGAAAGUUGUCACUCAUGGCAUGUUGGCUUGAG